CACGAGAAAUAUCCUUUCUUUCCUUUGCUCUGUUGCUUCAUUACAGAGAUAACUCAAGCUUCGCUUCUCAUCUCUUUCGCCAUCACAAAACAACUUUUGAUCAAAUCCUCUCCGCUCCUCCAUGGCCGGCGAAUUCAUCCUCUCUGCCUUCUUGCCGGUCAUCCUAGACAAGCUUAUUUCCCCUGCCAUCCAGCAAGUCGGCGCUGCUUUUGGUACCGACGAGAAGCUGCAGAAGCUGAAAAGGAUUUUGGAGAGUAUACAAUCUGUGCUCGUAGACGCAGAGGGGAGGCAGAACUCCGAAACAUCCAUCAAGAACUGGCUCUCCGAUUUGACGGACUUAGCCUACGAAGCAGAGGACGUACUCGAAGUCUUUGACUUUGAAGCCCAAAGGAAGCGCAGGUCACGCAUCCAGGACAACAAUAUGAGAAGGAAGGUAUUCUUCUACUUCUCUUUUUACAAACCCAUCAUGACUCGGUUCAGCUUGUGCCGGAGGCUGAAUCAUAUCAUAGAAAAAGUAGAGGCAAUAGCAGAUGAAAUCCACAAGUUCAAUUUCCAACUCAACAAAGAGGUACGGAUCUCUUUUGGUAGGCCUCAAACGCACUCUUAUGUUGACAAAGAAAACAUCAUCGGUAGGGAAGAAGAUAAAGAAGAUAUAGUGAGUUUCUUGAUCAAUCAUGAUGGUUGCAACAACAGGAAAAUUGCGGUACUUCCCAUAGUUGCAAUGGGUGGAAUGGGAAAAACUACACUCAGCCAGUUGGUUUACAGUGACCGCAGGGUGGAGCAUCAUUUCCAGCUUUUCAUUUGGGUAUGUGUUUCUGAUGCCGAUUUUGAUGACAUCCGGCUUGUCAGACUAAUUAUAGAAGCGGCCACCAAAGAAGAGUGCAGGCUUUCAAAUAUGGAGCUGUUGCAGUACCGACUCCGAGAAAUAAUUACUGGGAAAAGGUAUCUAAUUGUUCUAGAUGAUGUAUGGAAUGAAAAUCCGAUCCAAUGGAAAAGGUUGAUGACAUUGUUGGAUUGUGGUGGAGAAGGAAGCACUGUGGUUGUUAGCACACGGAGCAUGGUUGCAGCAAAGAUGAUGGCCACACAUACCAUUCAUAUUCUGAAACAAUUACACGAGGAAGAUAGCUGGGAGUUGUUCAAAAGGAGGGCAUUUGGAGAUGGAGCAGAAGAGACUGGAAGCCUUGUUAAAAUCAGUAAGGAUAUAAUAAAGUGUUGCGGGGGGCUUCCCUUGGCAAUUGAUGCACUUGGAAGCAUGUUGCGUCUCAAGAAUGAUGAAGAGGAGUGGAAGGCUGUGCUGAAUAGUGAUAUAUGGAAAAUGCAGGUUGCAAAGGACAAUAUCUUGCCAGCUUUGAAGGUGAGCUAUAAUUACUUGCCUUCUCACUUGAAGCGGUGUUUCGCCUUUUGUGCCAUAUACCCAAAAGCUUAUGAGAUGGAGAAGGAAACACUUAUUCAGUUGUGGAUGGCAAAUGGAUAUAUUCCUUAUCAUGAAAAAGGGGACUUGGAAGCGAUGGGCAGAGAGAUAUUUGAUGAGCUAGUUUGGAGGUCUUUUUUCCAAAAUGUGAAGGAAGUUAGAUCAAACUACAGGCAGGACAACUCAUAUGGAUAUCGUAGCAUAGUAACAUGUAAAAUGCAUGAUUUGAUGCAUGAUCUUGCACAAUCGAUCAUGGGGAAAGAGUGCUUAAACUUUGCACAUGCUCAUGCUCCAAAGUGGGAAGAUAUCCCAUCUACUACCAGGCAUUUGUUGAUACCAUCAUUUCCAGAAUUAACAAGUCCAAGGAGCUCACCGAUCCUUCCAACAAUCCGUACAAUAAUUGGGUCAAAUAAAUAUUUUCUUGAACAAGAAUUACCAAGUAAGUAUCCAUCAAUGUUGAAGUCUUUGAGGGUGUUAAGCUCAGAAGUCAAGCUCUUUAAUAAGACUAUGAGUGUAAGGCAUUUAAGACACUUGAGGUUGCUGGAUUUGUCUUUUUCAUACAUUAUGGAAUUGCCUGAAGGCAUAUGUUCUCUUUACAAUCUUCAAACAUUGAAACUAUCCGGUUGUGAGAUGCUAAAGAAGUUACCAGAAAACUUGACCGAUUUGGUGAAUCUUAGACGUCUCUAUAUUGAUGGAUGUUAUAACUUGGUUCACAUGCCAAAAGGGAUGGGGCGUUUGAAGUUGUUGCAUACACUAACAAUGUAUAUUGUGAGUGCUCAAGUUGGGAGGGGCUUAGAACAGCUCCGUGACUUGAAUCUUGGUGGUACACUUGAGCUUUAUGGGAUUGACAAGGUCAGCAAUGUAAUAGAUGCAAAAGAUGCAGACCUUUCAUCCAAGAUAAACCUUCAUUCUAUUAAGCUUUCUUGGAAAGGAGCAGAUUCUUUAGAGGUAUUUGAAGCAUUGAAACCACAUGAUGGAUUAAGGAUGUUAGAAGUAUGGAACUAUGGUGGUCAGAAAUUUCCCAAAUGGAUGAAUGUUCCUAAGCAAUUGGAAAACCUUGUCCAAAUCAGGCUCCAUGACUGUGGAAAGUGCAAGGAGCUCCCGCCACUUGGGAAGCUACCAUUCCUGGAGAUGCUAGAACUAUUCCACAUGGAUGAUGUUAAGCAUUUUAUUAACAAAAUAACAUGGUGCGACGGUGAAUUGAAUACAACAUUAUUCCCUUUAUUGAAAGAGCUCCAAAUGAUUCACAUGGAAAAUUUAGAGGAUUGGUGGGAGGUAGAUGAAAGCAAUGCACAAGUUAUUACUAAUAGGCAGUUCUUUCCUAGCUUGAUGACAUUGGUUAUCUAUAACUGCAAGAAGUUGACAACCAUUCCAACUAUACCCUCCCUUCAAUUUUUGAGGCUAGGAUUUUGCAGCCCAAAUCUUGCUGACUUGUUUUCAUUCACAUUAAAUGAAGGGCCAAGACUUCCUCGGUUACAAGAGCAUUGCAUAUGUGAGUGCCAAAGCUUGGUUCAUUUGCCAGCAUGCUUUCCAUCCAUCCGCAGUUUAAAAAUAAAAGAUUGCAAAAGACUAAAGUCCUUGUCAGGACCGGGAAGCCUCACAAAAUUGCAGGAACUCGUCCUACGUGGAUGUGAUGACUUGACAUCUCUACCUCAAGGGAUGGAAAGCCUCACAACUCUUUAUAUUUUCAAAUGCAACAAACUAGUUUUUUUACCUGAGGACCUCACAAAAUUAGACUCUCUUGUCUUAGAAAGUUGUGAUAGUUUAGUUUUUCUACCCCAAGGGAUGGAAGGCCUCACAAAUCUUAAAAUUUCAAAAUGUAAGAGACUAGCAUCCUUACCGGAGGGCCUCAUAAAAUUACGCAAUCUCAACUUAGAUGGAUGCGAAGGCUUAAUGUCUUUGCCUGAAGGGGUGGAAUGCUUUACUGAGCUUCAAUAUUUGACAAUUUCAGAAUGUAAUAAAUUGAGAUCUCUACCAAAGGCUCUCCAGCAACAACUUCCUAGACUCUCUGGGCUAAGAAUCAAUGGCCAUGAUGAGCUUAUAAGGCCAUUCCAACUUGGUGGAGAUUAUUGGCACCUUGUUGAGAGCAUCCCUUAUUAUACAAUUACAACAUGACCAGAACCAUGAAUCUUCAACAUCAGGGGAAAAACGCAUGGGUAUGCCUCCAUUUCUCACAAAAAGCAAAUGUUAUUGCCUUCGCCAGUCAUUCUAGAUAAUUUCAUGUGAAGAGUGAGUUUUAACUUUGGGUUCGCAUUGGAAUGACUAGGAUACUUAUAAAUCAUUAAUCCCAAUGCAAAUUUUUUUAGAUAAAAACUUACUCAUAUUUUAUUUCAUUAUAUGUGUGUUCGUGUGUAUAAAUACGUGUUUGUCUUCCAACAAUGCACAUGUAUAAAUAAAAUUCAUUAUCGCCAUUUUUUUUCCUUUAGUAAAAUCUUCAAAAUAUGUACUUCUUCACUUAUGAGUUUUGCUGAUGUAUGCAGUUAUUAGCAAAAUAAAAAGUUUU
This is a messenger RNA of Dendrobium catenatum, 3914 nucleotides long. Its product is annotated as putative disease resistance protein RGA3. Gene Ontology annotation, biological process: defense response to other organism. The record is from RefSeq and is a predicted model, not a curated record. NCBI's taxonomy places the organism in Eukaryota, Viridiplantae, Streptophyta, Magnoliopsida, Asparagales, Orchidaceae. Bases 122 to 3526 code for a protein of 1134 amino acids. The transcript has a single exon. Gene Ontology annotation, molecular function: ADP binding.